ACUUUCUCAAAACUAAAAUUUCCACAGAUAUUCGGCCCUUUUCUCAAAAAACACAACUCCGCAAUAACAGUCAAAGCGGGAACAGAGCUUUUGUAUACCGAAACACUAUCUUUUUAAUCAAUGCUAACGGCUUGCAUUAGUGUUUGCAUGAUUAUUUUGCCCGUUGCGUUGAUGAAGGGAUGCCAAGUGUGUGUGAGUAUGGGAAAAAAGGGUAAAAUAGCCCUAUGCUUGUGUAAAACUACAAACAAAUCAAAUCAUAGUGCCAAUCUCCACUCCAACACUUUUUCCCCUACACCGCCUUCCACGCAGAGAACAAGUAUUCGUUUGCAUAAGAUUAAUUGUGUGUGUUCGAUAAAUGAAUUAGCGGCACAAACAAAAAGAGGAACGCGUUCAGGUAACCUAAAGGGCCAAUGUUUACAACAAAGAUUGGACGAUAAUUGCAAUCCUUCCUAUAUCGUAAGCAUUCCAUCCCUAUGAUCGAAUUCGCUUCCGACGAUAAUUGUGAUAGAAGA
Messenger RNA from Meira miltonrushii, 512 nucleotides. RefSeq lists its product as uncharacterized. The record is from RefSeq and is a predicted model, not a curated record. NCBI's taxonomy places the organism in Eukaryota, Fungi, Basidiomycota, Exobasidiomycetes, Exobasidiales, Brachybasidiaceae. The coding region runs from base 121 to 477 and encodes 118 amino acids. The transcript has a single exon.